This is a messenger RNA of Arachis duranensis, 740 nucleotides long. RefSeq lists its product as uncharacterized. The transcript is spliced from 4 exons. Bases 133 to 627 code for a protein of 164 amino acids. Lineage: Eukaryota; Viridiplantae; Streptophyta; Magnoliopsida; Fabales; Fabaceae. The record is from RefSeq and is a predicted model, not a curated record.
AAAGAAGAGAAGAUAGGUUUCUAUAGUGCAGCGCUUACUGUGAAGAUUUAGAAAUAAAAGAGAAGCUAUAAUGGCAUGUGUUUGCGUUUGGGUUGUGUGUUUUUUCUUUGAAUAUUUUUUCUCAGCUAUUAGAUGACAAGUAAACAUGUCUGGAAGUACAAUCUGGAAUUCGGGGAUGUGGAGGAAUCACUGAUGUCAGACAUGUUGUAUCUCGUUCUAAUUAAAAAUGAUGUUACUGAUUUUAAUAAGGAUUUGAUUACCAUGACUAAGGAGCGGCUCUUUUACAAAGUUCCAUUCUUUGAAGUUAAAGAGCAGAAUUGCCCUCCAAUUUUGGAGGAUAUCUUGAAUGUCUCCAAGGUUACUUGUCCGACCAUCCUCCUCCUCAGGGGAUGGCAGUUGGUCAACCAUUAUCCAUAUCAUACUGCUACUGCAGCUCGACUUUCCUCCUUUGUAUCCUCUCAUAUGUUUACAACAAGUGAAUAUGUCUUGGAGGACGUUCUGGGAUUAGGUGCUGCUGAGAAGUCACCUAGUGGUAACAGCACAUCAUCUUCCGAGGAUGAAAAAAAUAGAGAGCGUGGAUUCCAUUUGGAAUCUCCGAAAAGAGAAGAACACGACAAAGAAAGUUAGAAGGAUGGAUUUGAUUUCUCGGGUUUGGAUGAGUCCCACAUGGCUGAGUUAUUGAGGAAUCCCCCAUUAGAGGAACUACUGAAGUCAAACAAUUUAUAUCUCCUUCUAAUUAA